AUGGAACAGCGCCAACUAGAAGUAGUCGUCGCCAUUUGGUCCAUGACCCUUCUCUCACUUUCCUUUAUGUUCCUACGCCUCUACACCCGCAUACGCAUCGUCAAGUUCAUCGGCACCGAAGACUACGUCUACGUCCUGACGGGCCUCUUUCUUCUUCUAUUCGCUGCUUUCCUUCAUGUCUCGGUGCACUUUGGCAUGGGGGCCAGUCUGUGGUCGCUAUCGCUCGAUAACACGUCAAAGUCGAUAUUCUGGAGCUAUGUCGCCAACACCUUUGCGAUAACGGGCAACGCCAUGGCCAAGUUGUCGAUGGGGUUCUUUUUGUUGAGGGUGGUGCAGUUGAGAGGGCAGAAGAUGGCGCUCUGGGCGCUGAUCGUGGUGACGGCAGGGACGUCAUUUGCGUUGGUGGUCAUGCUUUGGAAUCAGACGACGCCGAGAAAGGCCAGCUGGGAUCCGUUGAGAACGCCGGGGAAAUGGCACAUUAAGAUUCAGCCCAUGAGUGUUGGAUUGGGGGUGUGGUCCAGCGUCUGUGAUUUUAUCUUUGCCAUCUUUCCGUGGACCUUCAUCUGGUCUUUGAGGAUGCCACGACGGGAAAAAGUUAUUUUGGCGAGUGGGAUGAGCCUAGGCGUAAUAGCCGGUGCUUGUGGCAUCACGAGAACCGUUGUAUUAUCACAUCUCAACAUCUGGGAUUACACUUACAACUUUGCCCCGUACUUCAUCUGGGCUGGUGCUGAAAUAGCAGUGGCCAUGGUAUGCCUGGGUAUACCAACCUUGCGUCCAUUGUAUCUCCGACGCCGCGGAAUGACGGAAGACCAUGAAGACCACCCAUCCGAUCAAAACAACCUCGAAUUGCCCGAAUUCACGAUAGUCGAGCAACACAAACAAGAACAACACCAAAAGAAAAUAGGAGACCACAAGUUGCCAACAAGCAGUGGUUCACACAACAAAGCCGAACGUAGUCCGAGUCCCCCACCGCCAGCAUACGUCCGUGACUCGGCCUCAUCACACACCGUCGUCGACGUAGAUUCGCUACAGGAUGUCGAGACAUUCCAAACACCAUUGAGUCCACCCAGCAUGCAGAAGAAGAGCAGAAGGAGAAGGAAUGACAGUGUAGACGACAUAUUGGGGCUAUACGACGCAGAAAGGAGCCGAAGUCGGGGGACGGCUCAUAGCCAAGGGACCAGGAGUACCAUGUCGGCACAUGAAACCUCAUCAACAACGCAUAUAACCGCUUUGAAGUCAUUGACUUCAACAACGAUAAGCUCGACAGAGUGUAAUGCAGCGAAGACGGCGGGAGCAAUAAUGGUGAAGAACGAGAUAUGGAUUGGGGUGGAAAGAGACGAGGAGAACUGGCCUCUCCGGUGUUAA
This is a messenger RNA of Sordaria macrospora k-hell, 1365 nucleotides long. RefSeq lists its product as uncharacterized. The record is from RefSeq and is a predicted model, not a curated record. NCBI's taxonomy places the organism in Eukaryota, Fungi, Ascomycota, Sordariomycetes, Sordariales, Sordariaceae.